This is a messenger RNA of Actinia tenebrosa (Australian red waratah sea anemone), 1581 nucleotides long. RefSeq lists its product as uncharacterized. The record is from RefSeq and is a predicted model, not a curated record. Lineage: Eukaryota; Metazoa; Cnidaria; Anthozoa; Actiniaria; Actiniidae.
AUGUGCAAGAUCUCUGUGUUGCAGGAUAUGGUAUAUUCUGGUAUCUAUGAUUUGGUAUGUAUCUGUGAAACCUGGCUCAAUGAUACCGUUUUAAGCAGCGAAAUACUCCCAGGGUACUCAAUUUUUCGACGAGAUAGGCCCUGCAAAACUGGUGGUGGUGUCCUCGUCGCUAUAAAAUCGGAUCUACAAGUUAUAUGCCGGGACGACCUUGAAAGAGGCGGCACCGAAAUGGUAGUUGUUGAAAUAAUCACAAGCUGCAAGUCACUUAUUCUAUAUGCGUUUUAUCGUCCUCCAGACUCAAAUAACGACGAUCUAUUUCAACUAAACUCAUCUCUAAUGAGCAACUCUGAAUCCAGUUGUGUACUAGUAGUUGGCGAUUUCAACAUCCCUGCUUUAGACUGGACAGAUUCAAGUUCCCCCGUUAACAUUGGAGGACAUGCUGCGGGUGAUAAAUUCUGUGAUUUAAUGGGAGACAACUUCCUAUAUCAGUUUGUUGACGGUCCAACUCAUACAGCUGGAAAUAAACUCGAGUUUGUUCUCUGCAAUUGUCCCGAAGUAAUCAAAGACGUUACCACACAUAGUCCGGGAACGAGUGGAUUUCCGUCUGACCAUUUUAUUAUUGAAUUUUCAAUCCAAGUAAAGUUUCAACGAGCAAAACCGGUACGCCGAAAUGUCUACGACUUUAAACGAGGAAAUUUUGACGAACUACGUAGUUCAUUAGAGCACGUUCCUUUUGAUAUUGCUCAAUCUACCAACAUUGACGAAUACUGGCUCUUUUGGAAAGAUCUAUUUCUUACUGCUGUCGAGAAGUGUAUUCCUGUUAAAACAAUCAAAGAUACUAACUCACCUCCCUGGAUAGACUCCGAAGUCAAUCACAGUUUACGGAAGAAAUACACAGCACUGCRAAAAUAUCGGCGGAAGAGAACAGAAUCCAAUAAGAUGAAACUGCGUACUCUAAGCCAGAACGUCAAACAUAUUAUUAGAGCAAAACAUCGAGACUACUUGAAGAAAAUCGAGUCUUCAUUCAAAGACAACCCAAAAUUGUUCUGGAGUUACCAUAAGGCAAUCCUGCACUCUCGUGGAAAGCCAAGUGUUAUCACUUACAAUGGCACUACCGCAACCAGCUCGGCAGAAAAGGCAGAAUUAUUCAACUCGUAUUUUUCCUCUGUCUUCAGACCAGCGUCGACUACAAACAUAAAYACUAGUAGCUUAAAUAUUCCCGAUCAAGUGUCUGCUAUCCCGCUAUUGUCUGAAUUAACUAUAUCACUUAAUGAAGUUGCUGAAUGYUUAAGAGACCUUGACAUCACGAAAGGCUGUGGUCCCGAUGGAAUCCCAGCCAGAGUUUUAAAAGAAUGCGCUAAUGAGAUCGCGCCGAGCGUUUGCAUGAUGUUCAACACCUCUAUUAGAUCAGCCUGUUUGCCUAAAGAGUGGAAAAAGGCCAACGUAACACCAGUUCAUAAAAGUAAAAAUAAGGAGCCAGCUUCUAAUUAUAGACCGAUCUCCCUACUAUGCCUCAUAAGUAAAGUGCUCGAGCGCUGUGUUGGAAAGCGACUCUACGAACGUGUAAAAAACUUUAUCUAG